Brassica rapa (field mustard) is the source of this 3178-nucleotide messenger RNA. RefSeq names its product two-component response regulator ARR17. Lineage: Eukaryota; Viridiplantae; Streptophyta; Magnoliopsida; Brassicales; Brassicaceae. Gene Ontology annotation, biological process: cytokinin-activated signaling pathway; phosphorelay signal transduction system. The record is from RefSeq and is a predicted model, not a curated record.
AUAGUCGUUUGUAAAAUUCAAAAUAUAACAUAUACAGAAAAAUCUAAAUUUUUAUUAUAUAGUAAUUGUGGUUGUUUAAUUUAUUUAAUAGUUUAAAAUUAAACAAAUAUAAUAGAAGAUACACUAAUUUUUAUCAAAUAUGUAUUAUUCAAAUCAUUUAUUGCCAUAUAUACUUUAGCCACAUUAGGCAAUUCCGUAAAUUUUAUUUAAGGAAAUAAUAAAGUACAUUAAUGCUGAAUUUAUUGUUUGUUUAAUAAAAAACUUAUUAUAUAAUUAGAUGGACCAUCAUAUUUCUCUAAUGAUUCUAAGAAUCAUCCUAUUGAUGACAUGUGGCUACAAAAAGAAGUUGUAAUGCUUCUCAAAUAAUAUAUAGGGGAUUGUUUACACUUUCUUGGUGUAUACUAGUAUUUAUGUCCAUAUUUAUUUUCUUACUCGAAACUUCAUCUGUCAUAACAGGAUUGGCAUUUAGAACCAACCAUUAAAAGAUAGAAAAUGAAUUCGUUCUGCAGUUUCCAAAAUUUCUUUAUUCUCCACGGUGUUGAUUGGUAAAUAAAUAAACAAUUUUGAUAAGAUGGGUCUAGCUCCCGUUAGAGAGGCCUAUCUAGGAGAUGAGGGCUUAAUGGGUUCGGCUAAUUAUUAAGGCCUAUAGACAAAUCAAAUAAGGCUUAGCACUAUGUGUAAGAAAAAGGCCUCGGCUGAUUAGGCCUUAUGUCAAGUGGCCCUUAAAAGUCAAAAGAUUUGCGAAAAAUGUUUGGUUAUGAUAAAGUACGGAGCAACAAGUAAAAUCGAAAAAAAUUAUAUACAUGAUCCAGUAAUCCAAUAUUUUAAAAUUCAAAAAACUAUAAGAAUCGUGGGGAUUUCGAAUCCAAGAUUCUGAUUCAGAUUUGUGAUCCAUUUUUAAAGAAAUAAAAAUGAUUAGCAUUUGCAUCUUCAUUAUCUCCACGAUUAGAAAAGCCAAAGGAAAAGGAAAAUUAAAAUUAAUUUUUAGAUUUUCGUUAUCACCGUAUAUGAUCACAAAACACUGUCACUGACAUAAACACCAAGUUUCUUACCAGUUUCCAGAGAAUCAAUACCAAAGAACAAAAACACACAACUUGUUUCUUAAACUAUAAGCAAGAUAAAAUCAUAUCAAAUCAUUUCUUGAUACACCGUUAUCCUAUAUGUCCAUAUAUAAAUAGAAAACAUAAUGCUACAAUCAUUAUAAAAUCUUCAUACAUUCAUACUCAAGUCUUUUCGAUUUGUCAAUACUCCUCUUUCUUCAUCUGUACGUUUGCUUCCGUUUCUUUAGGUUUAUUUACUCAGCUGCUUUACUGCACAGAGUAUCAAUGGAGGAAGAGCUCCAUGUUUUAGCAGUAGAUGACAAUCUAAUGGACCGUAAACUUGUGGAGAGAAUCCUCAAGAUCUCUUCUUGCAAAGUGACAACAGCAGAAAAUGGGAUCAGAGCAUUGGAGUACUUAGGCUUGGGAGAUUCACAACAGGCUGAUUCAUCAAGUACCAACAAUGUUAUGAAGGUGAAUCUUAUCAUAACUGAUUACUGUAUGCCAGGGAUGACAGGUUUUGAGCUGCUCAAGAUAGUAAAGCAGGAAUCGUCAAAUCUAAAGGAAGUACCUGUUGUGAUAUUGUCAUCAGAGAACAUUCCUACUCGCAUCAACAAAUGUUUAGCCAGCGGAGCUCAGAUGUUUAUGCAGAAGCCACUGAAACUGUCGGAUGUAGAGAAACUCAAGUGUCAUCUCUUAAACUGCAGAAGCUGAAUAUCUGCUCUCAUAGAGUAAUUUUUUAAAAAAGAUUGUGUUCCUAAACAAUGUCAAAGAUCGUCUUGGUCAUCUCAAAGACACUUCCUGUUAUUUAUAGAUUUGUGAAAAAACCAAUAAUUCUCUCUCUCUCUCUCUCUCUCUCUCUCUCUCUCUCUCUCUCUCUCUCUCUCUCUCUCUCUCUCUCUCUCUCUCUCUCUCUCUCUCUCUCUCUCUCUCUCUCUCUCUCUCUCUCUCUCUCUCUCUCUCUCUCUCUCUCAGAUAAUUAUAUUUUGUGAGUUAUAAAAGUUUUUUGGGGUCAGAUUGCGAGGAACCUUAGACUACAAGAAACGUCUAGAAUUCAACGAAGCAACAGUAGAUAGAAUCUGAAUUCAAAAUCAAAAAGCAACGAAAUUAAACAUCUCUUCCACCUAUGAUCUAUGCAUUUGUUGCUAAUUUGGUGAGUGAUGAGAUGCCUUUCUUGGGCCGGUUUUUCACGUUUUGGGAUCCGUACUUUGAAACUUCAUUAAAAAUACCUUUGAUCAUUAUCACUUCGACCAUGUGAAUGGCCUUUUUGUCGAUAACCAAACCGAACCGAACCCAAAUUUAAUUCGGUUAAUUUCGGUAUAGUUUUUAAAAAUUUUGGUUAACCAAAAACCGACGGUUCGGUUUCGAAAAAUCGAAGUCGCAGGGCUAAUGGACACAUUCCAAGCAUAUUGAUAGGUGUUGAACUGUUGAUUGUUUGUAGAUUUUAAAAUAAAUUUUGGUUUUAGAUUAAAAAACACUUGACAAGUCAUUCAAAAUUUAGAUUAUAGCUUCAGUUUUUGUAAAAAAGCUGUAAAGUUUUUUUUUGGCAAAAUUUAACAAAUAAAUUUCUUAAAGUUUAGGGAAAUUAGUUUUCAAAGUUUUUCUUAUCAUUUUAUGAACAGAAACCAAAAUCCGUAAAGUUUUUUUUGGCCAAAUUUUACUUUUUAAAACCAAUAAUCAAAUGAAUGUUAUUUUAUUUAAAACUCACAUAAAAUUUGCAUGAUAUAAUAGAAUUUCUAUAAUAACAUAAAAUAAAAUUUUAAUAUUUAGUUUUAUGAAAUAAAUCUAUGUAUUUUAUCUAUAUUGUAUUUUCUUUAUUUUAUUAAUCAUGAAUCAUUGAGGUAUUAUUUCUAUAUAAUAAAAUUAUAACAUAAUUUGAUACGUUUAUUCAAAUAAAACAACAACUAAAAUCAAAAAGCAUUAAAUGCUCUAUUAUAUUGAAAAAAUAAACUAAACAAAUUAUCAUUCAAGCUUAAAAAACAAAAUCUACAAAAACCCAAAAAACUAGAAACUAAAAGUUAAAAACUAAAAACCAAAAUUAUGUACACGGAUAUUUCGGAAUGAUAGUAACAAAAAUAGUGAAAAGGAUUGGGGGUAUGAAAUAUUAAUUAAAGAGACGAGAAUAUAAAAGUAGAGAGUAU